AUGUCACCAGCCAUACGCCUAUCGACCGUCGAGUUUCGAUCGCUCCUCUUACCGCCGAUUAGAAUCUCGCUCAAGUCCCUACAAACGUUUCAUCGCCCGCAAUAUGCAGUCUGCGCCGCCCGUCCUUCGCAAUGCGUAGAGCAACGCCGUGCGCUCAAUCUCUACAAAACUGCUCGGUCCCUAACGGUGCUUGGACAACACAAGGUCCUUACUUUUGACAGAUACGACGUGCAAAAAGCGUCACCAAGAGAAGAUUCGACGCACCGCAUCAAUCUAUACGAGGCCAAGAAGAACUUGAAUGACCACAAGCUGAUAGCGGAAAAUAUCUCGUUGAAGACGCUGUACAAUAAGCACAUGCGAGAUGGACAGUUGCUCUAUUGUUUGAAAGGUAUGGAGAAGAAGACGAUACCGAAGAUACGAGCAGACCCGGAAAUAAUUGAGGAAUAUCGGAACAUGGCUCUCUUGAAAAGCCAUACCCACAGCGUUCCCAUCAAGCACGCAACAGCGAUGAACAAGUUCAACAACCUAGGACCUCUAAAAGUCGUCAUAUUCACCAUAGCGUCCCCACCGGACUAUGUCAGGAUGUGCAUGGAUCGCGCAUACCAAUUUCUUGAGAAUGGCUGCCCUGUCGAGAUGCGCAUACGAAUGCAGAAUUCAAAGCUCACCAAGGAGGAGAGAAUCCGGGCAGGCGAUCCUGAAGUCUGGCCGUGGGUACACGCCCGUUUCCCGCAUCUACGACCGGACUUUAUUCUCAAGUCGAUGCCUGCAGGAGCAUAUUACCUGGUCGACCCGGUCAGUGAUGGACGUAUCGUGCAGUGGGUCAUGGCGAUGCCGACCAAGAAUCAGACCAAAACGGAAUAUACGAAGCGGCUGUUUACAGUGAAGCGCUCAGUGGAGAUGUCAAUCGAAAAGGGCCAACAAGCCAUGCUGCCAAAGGUCAUGCGUCAGCAACUAAUGGAGACGGGCAAUCUGAACUACUCGCAAAACACGGGGCUUCCCAAGGUGCAGGCUCGGAUGAAAUAUGCUAGUGGUGGGGAUGUGACGUAUGGUGGCGAGGAGAAGAAGUGGUUGGCAAGAGACGCAGAGACGGACAAGUUCUUGGUGCCAGACACAGAAGAAGCGCUUCAGCAGCCGCUCAUCAGGUAUGAGCCUGUAACGGUACCAAAGGAAGGUAGCGAGCCGUGGAGGCAUCGGCGCGGAAAGACCAGGAGGCAUUAG
Molecule: messenger RNA, 1218 nt
Organism: Pyrenophora tritici-repentis Pt-1C-BFP
Lineage: Eukaryota; Fungi; Ascomycota; Dothideomycetes; Pleosporales; Pleosporaceae
Source: RefSeq, a predicted model, not a curated record